GUCAGGCCCGGGCCGCCAUUUCCGGGUCCCUUCCGGCGGGUCCGGAAGCAGAGCGCGGAGCCGGCGCGGCCAUGGCGCCCAAGGGGAAGGCGGGCACCAAAGGCAAGAAGCAGAUCUUCGAGGAGAACCGGGAGACGCUGCGCUUCUACCUCCGCAUCAUCCUGGCGGCCUCCGUUCUCUACGCCGUGGUGAACCUGGUCAUCUUCUACCCCGCCGCUUCCGCCUGGACAUGGGUAGCCUUCAUCUUCAGCUGCGUGGUCUACGGCACAAGCUACCGGUCCAUGAGCUCCAUGGCAAAGCCGUCUUUCACAGACGAUGGCAGCCUUGCCGACGGGGGAAUAGACCUCAAUAUGGAGCAGGGGAUGGCAGAGCACCUCAAGGAUGUGAUUCUGCUGACAGCCAUAGUCCAAGUGCUGAGCUGCUUCUCGCUCUACCUCUGGUACUUCUGGCUCUUGGCUCCAGGGCGUGCUCUCUACCUGCUGUGGGUGAACAUCCUGGGGCCCUGGUUUACAGCUGAGUCUUCACCCACCAGUCAGGAAUCAAAUGAGAAGAAGCAACGCCGCCAAGAACGCCGCCAGAUGAAGCGCUUCUAGCCCUGCUGGGGAGAAAGAUUAACACUUUCUCUCAUCUCCAUGCUGUUAUUUCAUCAGGGAUGCGACCCAAACCAUUGCAGUAGCUACGUUGCCCUCUGUCAGUGCUGCCAUUCCACUAGAAAGGCCGCAAGUGUCUUCCCUUGGUUCUUAGCACCGCAAGAGUCUUCCCUUGGUUGGUUCUUUGUGCCACAAGAGUCUUCCCUUGGUUGGUUCUUAGCGCCACAAGAGUCUUCCCUUGGUUGGUUCUUAGUGCCAGUCGAGGCCUUGCUCCUCAGGAUGACAAGAGGGGUGAUGGUGGGGUGCGUGUCCGAACCUUUCUAAAGCAGCGCUGCGUUACGUUUGAGGUUGGAGAUGGCAACGUUGGAGGAAAUAGCACAUUAAAGAGCAGAGUCUAACUGAC
This is a messenger RNA of Strigops habroptila (Kakapo), 993 nucleotides long. RefSeq names its product transmembrane protein 208 (gene TMEM208). Lineage: Eukaryota; Metazoa; Chordata; Aves; Psittaciformes; Psittacidae. Gene Ontology annotation, biological process: vacuolar protein processing. The record is from RefSeq and is a predicted model, not a curated record. The transcript has 6 exons. Bases 72 to 593 code for a protein of 173 amino acids. Gene Ontology annotation, cellular component: intracellular membrane-bounded organelle.